Messenger RNA from Microsporum canis CBS 113480, 1776 nucleotides. RefSeq lists its product as hypothetical. Lineage: Eukaryota; Fungi; Ascomycota; Eurotiomycetes; Onygenales; Arthrodermataceae. Gene Ontology annotation, biological process: transmembrane transport. Gene Ontology annotation, molecular function: transmembrane transporter activity. Gene Ontology annotation, cellular component: membrane. Bases 1 to 1776 code for a protein of 591 amino acids. The transcript has 4 exons. The record is from RefSeq and is a predicted model, not a curated record.
AUGACCAAAUCCAGUCGUCCGUUGGCGAUUCCGCCGCAUGUCAAAGACAUUAACUCACCCCGGACCGAUGAGAUUCUCUCCGAGUCGAUGAUGACCCCCGCAUCGAGCUCCACGGGAUGGGCAAACGACGAUGUCACUUCUACGAGCAUAGCUGGGCGUGGUGUUGGUUUGAAGAGGCUGGAGACAGAUAUCCCCAACGAAGUCGACAGCCCGGACAUUUCACCCCCUCUCGCGGAGGAAGCAGACGAUGAACGAGAGGGAGACAGCAAUGGCCUGGACAGUUCAGACGAUGAACGAUAUCGGGAUAAUCCGGGGCGUGAUGUGGAGGACGACCUGGAGCUUGCGUCGUACUCGUUGAAUUCGUUCACAGCUGAAGAGGAGAGACAGGUGGUCAGGAAGUUCGAUAGGCGAUUGACCAUGUUUCUGGCCUUUCUGUACAUGCUUUCGUUCCUCGACCGGUCCAAUAUUGGAAAUGCACGAAUUGCAGGGCUGAUGGACGACCUGAACCUCUCAUCCGGCCAGUACGAAUGGGUCCUUACGGCGUUCUACAUCACCUACAUCUGCUUUGAAUGGAUGACCCUGAUGUACAAGAUCCUCCCCGCGCAUAUAUACAUUCCCGUCUGUGUCUUUUCAUGGGGAAUCCUUGCCUCGAUGCAGUGCCUGGUCACAUCCUUCUCGCAGCUUAUCCUCUUGAGAGCCUUGAUCGGUCUCUCGGAGGCAGCCUUUUCGCCAGGUGUCCCAUUCUUUCUCUCCUUCUUUUACAAACGGGAGGAACUUGCCUUCCGUACUGGCAUGAUAUUAUGUGCUGCUCCCCUAGCGACCUCGUUCGCCGGCUCUUUGGCCUGGUUUAUCGUCUGGAUUAGUGAAAACGGACCUAUUGCUCCAUGGCGAGCGUUGUUCUUGUACGAAGGGUUUCCCAGCAUCAUCGUCGCCUUUAUUGCCUGGGCGUAUAUCCCAGAUGGCCCCGGAAGGGCCAAAUACCUUACUCCUAGAGAGCGGAAAGUCGCUAAGCUUAGGCUGAAAACGGGCAAGCCGAGACAUGAGGCCAAAGGGGCCAGCUUCGACUGGAGAGAAGUCGGUAGAACGCUGUGUGAUACCAAGUCUUAUAUCACCGCACAUUCAGCUCUCUUCCGGUAUUCUUGCCUACAAUAUUACACGAUAGUUCUUGUCACUGCGUCCCUGUCUGAUCGCCAUCGAAGCCGCAGUUUCUACCUCAUCAUACUCGCCCUCAUCUCGUCUAUCACAUAUCUCACCAUAGCUCUCACAGGUUAUUUCCACUCCCACCUCCCUGCCUCAGUCCACAUCCUUAUCCGAUAUGUAUGCCUUUACCCAGCUGCCGCCGGGUUCUUCUCCGCCAUUACCAUUGUCAUAGCCUGGACCAUGGAUAACAAGCCUGCUGGAGAGGGUAAAGGGACCGGUAUGGCUAUCCUAAAUAUCAUUGGCCAAUGUGGCCCCCUGAUUGGCACUAGGCUGUACCCUGAUACAGACGGACCAUGGUACAUCAAGGGCAUGACGGUUUGCUCUCUGUUCAUGCUAUUAGUUGCAGUGCUUGCUUUUUCACUGAGAGUUCUACUCCAGCGGGAAAAUAGACGAGCCAUGGCUGCCGCAGCCGGCAUUGCUUCGACCGACGAAGCCGCUCUAGAUCGUGAAGAGGAUGCUAUACUCCGUGCUGAAGAGCAGGACGGAGCAGCUGAAAGACUAAUGGGACCUGGUGUUUCAAAGUCAUCGGCUGUUAUAGAGAAACCACCUCAACCUCGAUUUGUAUACAUCAUAUAA